AUGGCUGCUUCACUAAAAGAGAUGACUUCUGACUUUGUGAAAUUAGAGAAAUUCGAUGGAGGGAAUUUUAUUCGUUGGCAGAAAAAAUUGAAAUUUCUUCUAACAACACUGAAGGUGGUGUAUGUCCUUAACAUUCCAAAACCGGAAGAAAAAGAAGAUGAAACAAUUGCUGAAACUAGAGAGAGACAAAAGUGGGACAAUGAUGAUUAUAUAUGCAUGGGACACAUCCUCAACGGUAUGUGCGAUUCGUUGUUCGACAUUUAUCAGAGCAGUAACUCCGCAAAAGAGUUAUGGGAAAAAUUGGAAUCAAGAUACAUGCAAGAGGACGCUACAAGUAAGAAGUUUCUUGUUUCUCAAUUUAAUAAUUAUAAAAUGAUAGAUGGUAGGUCUGUUAUGGAACAAAUGCAUGAAAUUGAACGUAUUCUCAAUAAUUACAAACAACAUAAUAUGCACAUGGAUGAAACUAUAAUUGUAUCCUCCAUAAUAGAUAAACUUCCUCCUUCUUGGAAAGAUUUUAAAAGAACCAUGAAGCAUAAGAAGGAGGAUAUUUCUCUUUGA
Molecule: messenger RNA, 558 nt
Organism: Lathyrus oleraceus (garden pea)
Lineage: Eukaryota; Viridiplantae; Streptophyta; Magnoliopsida; Fabales; Fabaceae
Exons: 1
Coding region: 1-558 (185 amino acids)
Source: RefSeq, a predicted model, not a curated record